Molecule: messenger RNA, 270 nt
Organism: Aspergillus pseudotamarii
Lineage: Eukaryota; Fungi; Ascomycota; Eurotiomycetes; Eurotiales; Aspergillaceae
Exons: 2
Coding region: 1-270 (89 amino acids)
Source: RefSeq, a predicted model, not a curated record
AUGGCUAUCGCCGUUCGGUUCGUUCGCCCAACUAUCCGCCAUUUCUCUGUUCGUCGUCCACAGCCAGACAGUCGCACCUCUCGAUUCGUCACCAGCUCGUGUCUCUUCUCGGCGGUGGUGCUGCCAUUUGUCCCUCCAGCCCUUGAAAGCUCUCGCGCUAAAAAUACAGACGGUCCCAAUUGCAGCCACACCCGCCGCUCUGUUUUCAUGCCCGUUAAUGUGUCGUCUCGGUUACCAUCCCCGAAGGAGGAAUCUGUCAUCGGCACCUGA